AUGGAGACCUUUGAGAAGAAGCCUUACUGCCGUGCCCACCUCCCCACCUUCAAGGCCACCACCGUCUCUGACGACUUCAUCACUAAGGCCAACGCAGCCAAGCCGGUCGGCGAUCUGAAGAGGCAGCAGGGCAUUAACAAGAUGGAGGGCACCACCUUCAACUCCACCAACGUCACAAGGGAGAGUGCCGGCUGUGUCGUCCCUCGGUGGGACGCAGAGGGUGGUCCGGUGCCCGACGUGUCCGAGCCCAGCAACGAACAGGCCGCUUCGUUCUGGAACCAGCAGGAGAAUGCCGAGCCCGCGGCGGCGACCUCGCAGCACGUGGACGAGUCGCUCCUGGCGGCCAAGUCGGGUAGUGGGGCGGCUUCGUUCUGGGCGCAGCAGGAGAAGGCCGCGCUGGAGCCCGCCAUGGCGGAGCUCACCAUCCAGGACGACCAGCACCAGAAGGACCAUCACGAAGAACCUGCCGCUGCCGAGGAGUAUCAAGAGUAA
Molecule: messenger RNA, 492 nt
Organism: Acanthamoeba castellanii str. Neff
Lineage: Eukaryota; Discosea; Longamoebia; Acanthamoebidae
Exons: 3
Coding region: 1-492 (163 amino acids)
Source: RefSeq, a predicted model, not a curated record